Molecule: messenger RNA, 1629 nt
Organism: Annulohypoxylon truncatum
Lineage: Eukaryota; Fungi; Ascomycota; Sordariomycetes; Xylariales; Hypoxylaceae
Product: malate synthase, glyoxysomal
Exons: 4
Coding region: 1-1629 (542 amino acids)
Biological process (GO): glyoxylate cycle
Cellular component (GO): cytoplasm; peroxisomal matrix
Molecular function (GO): malate synthase activity
Source: RefSeq, a predicted model, not a curated record
AUGGCGUCCACAGAGUCCAUCCUCCAGGGUGUCUCCAUCUCGGGCGACGUGCAGCCGGAGCACAAGAAGAUCCUCACACCGCAAGCGCUAGCCUUCCUAGCACUAUUGCACCGUUCCUUCAACACCACGCGUAAGGCUCUGUUGGAGCGCCGCAUUAUCCGCCAGGCCGAGCUCGAUAAGGGCUACCUACCGGACUUCCUCCCAGAGACAAAGCACAUCCGCGAGAACCCGACAUGGAAGGGCGCCCCGCCCGCCCCUGGUCUCGUCGACCGAAGGGUCGAGAUCACGGGCCCGACUGAUCGCAAGAUGGUGGUGAAUGCGCUGAACUCCGAUGUCUGGACUUAUAUGGCUGAUUUCGAAGACUCUAGCGCCCCUACCUGGGACAACAUGAUCAAUGGCCAAGUAAACCUGUACGAUGCGGUGCGACGGCAGGUAGAUUUUAAGAUCGGACCCAAGGAGUACAAGCUGCGGACAGACCGAGUGCUUCCAACGCUAAUUGUGCGCCCACGUGGCUGGCACCUAGACGAGAAGCACGUUACGGUGGACGGGGAGCCGAUCUCGGGCUCUCUCUUCGAUUUCGGUUUGUACUUCUUCCACAACGCGCGCGAGUCUGUGGCGGCAGGGUUCGGCCCUUACUUCUACCUACCUAAGAUGGAAUCGCACCUCGAGGCGCGCCUGUGGAACGACGCGUUCAACCUAGCGCAGGAUUACAUCGGCAUUCCGCGCGGCACGAUCCGCGGCACCGUGCUAAUCGAGACCAUCCUCGCCGCCUUCGAGAUGGACGAGAUCAUCUACGAGCUGCGCGACCACAGCUCCGGGCUCAACUGCGGUCGCUGGGACUAUAUCUUCAGCACGAUCAAGAAGUUCCGCCAGAACAGCAAUUUCGUGCUGCCCGACAGGGGCUCGGUGACGAUGACGGUGCCGUUCAUGGACGCGUAUGUCAAGUUGCUGAUCCAGACGUGUCACAAGAGAGGCGUGCAUGCCAUGGGUGGUAUGGCGGCGCAGAUCCCGAUUAAGGAUGAUAAAGAGGCGAAUGAUAAGGCAAUGGAGGGCGUGCGCGCGGAUAAGUUGAGGGAGGUUAGGGCUGGUCACGACGGAACGUGGGUAGCUCAUCCCGCCCUGGCGUCCAUCGCCUCCGAGAUCUUCAACAAGCACAUGCCGACGCCAAACCAGCUGUUCCGACGCCGCGAGGACGUCAAGAUCGGCCAGAAUGACUUACUAAACAUGAAUGUGCCGGGCAAGAUCACCGAGGAGGGUAUCCGGAAGAACCUGAACAUCGGACUGGGGUACAUGGAGGCCUGGGUCAGGGGCGUUGGCUGUGUGCCGAUUAACUACUUGAUGGAGGAUGCCGCCACAGCCGAGGUCUCUCGAUCACAAUUAUGGCAGUGGGUACGACACGGCGUGACGACGGCCGAGGGUAAGAAGGUAGACAAGGCUUACGCGCUCAAGCUCCUCAAGGAGCAGACGGAGCAGCUCGCAGCCAACGCGCCAAAGGGCAACAAGUUCUCCCUCGCGUCGCAGUACUUCGCCGGCCAGAUCACCGGCGAAGACUACGCCGACUUCCUAACUACCCUGCUAUAUAACGAGAUCACGUCCGUAGGGAACGCGGCGCCGGCUAGUAAGCUAUAA